Sinocyclocheilus rhinocerous is the source of this 663-nucleotide messenger RNA. Its product is annotated as sodium/potassium-transporting ATPase subunit alpha-1-like. Lineage: Eukaryota; Metazoa; Chordata; Actinopteri; Cypriniformes; Cyprinidae. The transcript has 5 exons. The annotation marks the transcript as partial. Gene Ontology annotation, molecular function: ATP hydrolysis activity; ATP binding; P-type sodium:potassium-exchanging transporter activity. The record is from RefSeq and is a predicted model, not a curated record. Gene Ontology annotation, cellular component: plasma membrane. Gene Ontology annotation, biological process: intracellular sodium ion homeostasis; sodium ion export across plasma membrane; intracellular potassium ion homeostasis.
AUGGACUCUUUCAAGAACCUUGUCCCUCAGCAAGCCUUGGUUAUCCGUGAUGGUGAGAAGAAUAAUAUCAAUGCUGAAGAAGUUGUGGUUGGAGAUCUUGUGGAAGUCAAAGGUGGCGAUAGAAUUCCUGCUGAUCUGCGUAUCAUUUCUGCUCAUGGAUGCAAGGUGGACAACUCCUCCCUCACUGGAGAAUCUGAGCCCCAGACUCGUACUCCUGACUUCUCCAAUGAAAACCCACUGGAGACCAGGAACAUUGCGUUUUUCUCUACCAACUGUGUUGAAGGAACUGCCAGGGGUGUCGUCAUCAACACUGGUGACCGCACUGUCAUGGGUCGUAUUGCCACUCUCGCUUCUGGUCUUGAAGUUGGUCGCACUCCCAUCUCAAUUGAGAUUGAGCACUUUAUCCACAUCAUCACUGGUGUAGCCGUCUUCCUGGGUGUCUCCUUCUUCAUCCUCUCCCUGAUCCUUGGCUACUCUUGGUUGGAAGCUGUCAUCUUCCUCAUUGGUAUCAUUGUCGCUAAUGUGCCAGAAGGUCUCCUGGCUACCGUAACAGUGUGUUUGACUCUGACUGCCAAACGUAUGGCAAAGAAGAACUGCCUGGUGAAGAAUCUCGAAGCCGUGGAAACUCUUGGCUCGACCUCCACCAUCUGCUCUGACAAGACU